GGCAAGCGCCACAGCCCCAGCCUCAGCUGUCUUGCAAGGGAAGCAACGCGCAGCUCCAGGCUGCCUGAUGGGAGCUCAUGCAGCAACAGCUCGCCGACCCCAGACCAACUCCAACCCCAACCAUCCCCCGCUACCAAACCACCCACCACCAAGUCCGCACCGGUGCCCUUUUUGAAUUCGCAAAAACCCCAGCACCCUCCUACAACCCGACUUUAGUACAUCUACCUUCACAAUGACGUCGAUAGGCACAGGUUACGACCUCGCCAACUCCAUCUUCUCCCCCGAUGGCCGCAACUUCCAAGUCGAAUACGCCGUGAAGGCGGUCGAGAACGGCGGAACUUCGAUCGGCAUCCGGUGCAAGGACGGCGUCGUACUGGCCGUCGAGAAGCUCGUCACAUCCAAGCUGCUCAAACCCAACGCCAACAAGCGCAUCGCGACCGUUGAUAGGCAUCUGGGAGUGGUAUACUCGGGCAUGAUCCCCGACGGCCGGCACUUCAUCGAGCGGGCGCGGGACGAGGCGCGGGCCUGGCGCGACACGUUCAAGACGCCGAUCGCGACGGCGGACCUGGCGUCGCGCAUGGGCGGCUACAUGCAGGCGUACACGCUGUACCAGUCGGUGCGGCCCUUCGGCAUCACCGCCAUCGUGGGCGGCUUCGACAGCGCCGCCGAGACCCCCGUCGACGGCGAGGUCGGCACCGGCCCCGGCUGCGGCGCCGGCGGCAAGGUCGCCGGCAAGACCCACGGCGGGCCCUUCCUCUACAUGAUCGAGCCCUCGGGUCUCUACUGGGGCUACUACGGCGCCGCCACCGGCAAGGGCCGCCAGGCUGCCAAGGCCGAGCUGGAGAAGCUCGACCUGGGGGGACCCGGCGGGCCCGCCCUCACCAUGGAGGAGGCCGUCAAGGAGGCGGCGCGCAUCCUGUACGUCGCGCACGACGACGACAAGGAGUUCGAGCUGGAGAUGACGUGGAUCAGCGGGGCUGACGGGCCGACCAAGGGGGCGCAUCGCGAGGUGCCCAAGGCGUUGCGGGAGGAGGCGGAACGGUUGGCAAAGCAGGCGCAGGAGGAGAAGAUGGAGGAGUAGUGGAGGCGGCGUUGGAAUGGGCGGCGUUAUUGUACCAUACGCACCGGAGCGACGGCUGCGGACUUUGCGGGUGGGAAGAUAGACUAAUCUUCAUCUGCACUGGGGGCGCGGGGUCCCGGACACGAACUCGAUCACGACAUUCAUGGCUGUUUCCCCGUUUUUUUUUACUGUCCAGGGACAUGUUUAAGCAGUGCCAACGACUGCGCUGUCCUGAGCGACGUUCUGUAGACACGAAACGUGAUACACUGACGGGGUAUUGAACUGCCUCUAUCUACAACCUAACACACACACACACACACACACACACCUACUUCUCCUCCCGCUCCCCCGCAGCUGUAGCGGCAGUGCUCGCAUGGCUCUGGC
Messenger RNA from Chaetomium fimeti, 1444 nucleotides. Its product is annotated as nucleophile aminohydrolase. Gene Ontology annotation, cellular component: nucleus; proteasome core complex, alpha-subunit complex; proteasome core complex. The transcript has 3 exons. Gene Ontology annotation, biological process: ubiquitin-dependent protein catabolic process; proteasomal protein catabolic process. The record is from RefSeq and is a predicted model, not a curated record. Bases 233 to 1081 code for a protein of 282 amino acids. Lineage: Eukaryota; Fungi; Ascomycota; Sordariomycetes; Sordariales; Chaetomiaceae.